ACAAAGACCCAAACUAGAGCAUAUUAAGAAAAAGAGAAAGAACAAACUGCUAGAGAGAGAGAGAGAGAGAGAGAGAAGCAAAGAACUUGAGCGAUCUCUGAUAAUGGCGGCAUCGAAGAGCUACUACGCUCGAGCCAACUGCCGAUACCUCUCCAGCGACCGAGACGCUCCGAUCACUUCCGAUUCCAUGUUCGAGCUCGACGAAUCCGACGUUUGGAACUCGGUUCGAUCCUCCUCGCCGGAGUUCCGGAAACCGGUGCCGAGUUCGCGAAUCUCGAAGAAGACGGCGGCGAAGCGAACUGAGGCUGGAGCGACGGCGUCGUCGCUGCCGGUGAACGUACCGGACUGGUCGAAGAUAUUGAAGGAGGACUACAAGGACAAUCGGAGGAAAGAUAGCGACGAUGACGUAGACGAUGGAGAGGGAGAAGAGGCAGGGAAUCGGAUUCCGCCGCACGAGUUUUUGGCGAGGCAGUUGGCGAGGACGAGAAUCGCAUCCUUCUCGGUGCACGAAGGCAUUGGGAGAACUCUCAAAGGGAGGGAUCUGAGUAGGGUUAGAAACGCUAUUUGGGAGAAAACUGGGUUCCAAGAUUAAACAAACUCCAAAUCGGAAAUAUCACAACACAACAUAACACGGAGAUGAUACUAUCAGUUAGUUAGUUCGUUAUUAUUCAUCGAUCAUCCAUAGCUUUAACUGCUGCUCUUUUUUUUCUUUUUCUUUUUUUUUUCUUUUUUUCUGUGCUAUUUUAUUUUUGAUUUCAUUUUUUUGGUUUUGGUGACUGAUGAUGGAGCGGAUUAUGAGUGCAUGUAAUCCUAACUUUUGAGAGGAAAUCAUGAAAUGCUGAUUUUAUUUAUUUUGUUAUUUA
Messenger RNA from Camellia sinensis, 863 nucleotides. Its product is annotated as protein S40-4. Lineage: Eukaryota; Viridiplantae; Streptophyta; Magnoliopsida; Ericales; Theaceae. The record is from RefSeq and is a predicted model, not a curated record.